Messenger RNA from Closterium sp. Naga37s-1, 7818 nucleotides. NCBI's taxonomy places the organism in Eukaryota, Viridiplantae, Streptophyta, Zygnematophyceae, Desmidiales, Closteriaceae. The record is from the annotation of a GenBank genome assembly.
CAACACAUUGCGCAGCAGCAUGCAGGCAACAUGAAGCGCGCCGAGCGCAACAGGGCACUGCAGGUGCGUGGAUGGGGGAAGAGAUUCCCCCCUCCCAGUUUUUCAACUUCCCCUCAUUACGCGCGGAGGGUGGGAGGGGGAGAGGCAGGGGGGGGCGACAGGGGUACGAGGGCGGGGGAGGGGGACGAGGGGGAGGGCGCGGAGGGGGGUUCGGGGGCGGGAUGGGGGGGAUGGGGGGGGGGAAUGGGGGCUGGUGUGAGUGAAGCAGCAGUGCUGGCAGCAAGUAUAGAGUCGGCUCAGUUGGAACGGGCUUUAAGGGAAUCAGUUGCUAUAGCAGGAACAGGAGAGUCUGCUGCUUCUACUGCUGCUGGAGGUCGGGAGGGGGAAGGGUCUUCUCAGCACAAGCAGCAGCAGCAGCAGUCACGGAGAAGAGGAGGGGGGCCUAGUGGUGUGCUACAGCCAGGCGCGUUUCCAAAGCUAGGGGAGGAGAGAGUGGUGAAGGAUAACUGGGAAGAGGAAUACGAGGAGAAGAAGCAGCAGCAGGACGAGAAAACUCCCUCCCAGCAGCAGCAGCCGCAGCCGCAGCAGCAGCAGAGCAGCAAGGAAAGCCGGCUGAAGCAACGAGUCGGGGACAUAUCCAGUGAGGAAAAAGAAGCGCUUCGUGCAGCAAACAAGGCCCUGAUAGAGGAUAUCAAAUCUGGGCUGGGCGGCGCGGGCAACGGCAGCGCUGGGUUCGAAGAUUUCAAGGAUAAGUCCAGUAAAUGGCGGGCAGGAGAGAUGCUGACUGUGGUGUACUACGCGCAUGUGUGCCGGCUUGGUUUGUCCCAUCUGGUGCCGCGGCUGGCGAUGCUUUGUCCGGAUGUGCCCAAGAGAGAGGAGCUUCAGAAGGUGCAUGCUGCCAGGCAGGCCGCAACUGGGGGGGCUGCAAGUGCAAGUGCUUCAAAUGCCUCUAGUGCGUCUCAUUCCGCUCAAGCCUCGUUGCAAAGCGCGUCGUUGCUAAAAGCGGAUGCUGGGCGCGGGAGCGGAGGGGGCGGGGGAGGGAAAGGAGAGGGGGAUGUGGGUGGGAGGGGGGCGAGGGGUGGUGGGGGCGGAGGAAGGGAAGGGAGGGAGCAUGAGAAGGGGGGAAAGGGUGCCGGGAAGGAGAAGCAGAAGCAGAAGGAGAAGGAAAAGGAGCAGGAGAGCAUGCAAGGGAUGGGAGACGAAGGGAAGAAGGAAUACAGAUCACGAGCAGCAUCGCUCUCUCACUCUCACUCCCUGCAUGCAUCGAUGUCUGCUCCUGAGCUUGCAUCCAUGGUUGUCCCACCCGCUGCUUAUGCUCCCUCCGCUGCUUUUCCUGCUCUCGCCCCAGCUCCCUCGCGCUUUCAAAAGCAAUCAGGGGCAGGAGGAGCAGCAGGGGGGGGAGGACGAGGGGGAGCGGGAGCGCACCUACACCUCCUCAACCCACUCCCCCUCGCCGCAUCAGCAGCACCACCAGCAUUGCAACCAGCGCAGCGGAAAGCAGGCGGGGGAGCAGGGGAAGGGGGUGGCGCGGGGGGAGCGGGGCGGGGCAAGGGCAAGGGGCGGAAGAACAAGGGGGUGACGCAACACAUUGCGCAGCAGCAUGCAGGCAACAUGAAGCGCGCCGAGCGCAACAGGGCACUGCAGAUUCCCCCCUCCCAGUUUUUCAACUUCCCCUCAUUACGCGCGGAGGGUGGGAGGGGGAGAGGCAGGGGGGGGCGACAGGGGUACGAGGGCGGGGGAGGGGGACGAGGGGGAGGGCGCGGAGGGGGGUUCGGGGGCGGGAUGGGGGGGAUGGGGGGGGGAAUGGGGGCUGGUGUGAGUGAAGCAGCAGUGCUGGCAGCAAGUAUAGAGUCGGCUCAGUUGGAACGGGCUUUAAGGGAAUCAGUUGCUAUAGCAGGAACAGGAGAGUCUGCUGCUUCUACUGCUGCUGGAGGUCGGGAGGGGGAAGGGUCUUCUCAGCACAAGCAGCAGCAGCAGCAGUCACGGAGAAGAGGAGGGGGGCCUAGUGGUGUGCUACAGCCAGGCGCGUUUCCAAAGCUAGGGGAGGAGAGAGUGGUGAAGGAUAACUGGGAAGAGGAAUACGAGGAGAAGAAGCAGCAGCAGGACGAGAAAACUCCCUCCCAGCAGCAGCAGCCGCAGCCGCAGCAGCAGCAGAGCAGCAAGGAAAGCCGGCUGAAGCAACGAGUCGGGGACAUAUCCAGUGAGGAAAAAGAAGCGCUUCGUGCAGCAAACAAGGCCCUGAUAGAGGAUAUCAAAUCUGGGCUGGGCGGCGCGGGCAACGGCAGCGCUGGGUUCGAAGAUUUCAAGGAUAAGUCCAGUAAAUGGCGGGCAGGAGAGAUGCUGACUGUGGUGUACUACGCGCAUGUGUGCCGGCUUGGUUUGUCCCAUCUGGUGCCGCGGCUGGCGAUGCUUUGUCCGGAUGUGCCCAAGAGAGAGGAGCUUCAGAAGGUGCAUGCUGCCAGGCAGGCCGCAACUGGGGGGGCUGCAAGUGCAAGUGCUUCAAAUGCCUCUAGUGCGUCUCAUUCCGCUCAAGCCUCGUUGCAAAGCGCGUCGUUGCUAAAAGCGGAUGCUGGGCGCGGGAGCGGAGGGGGCGGGGGAGGGAAAGGAGAGGGGGAUGUGGGUGGGAGGGGGGCGAGGGGUGGUGGGGGCGGAGGAAGGGAAGGGAGGGAGCAUGAGAAGGGGGGAAAGGGUGCCGGGAAGGAGAAGCAGAAGCAGAAGGAGAAGGAAAAGGAGCAGGAGAGCAUGCAAGGGAUGGGAGACGAAGGGAAGAAGGAAUACAGAUCACGAGCAGCAUCGCUCUCUCACUCUCACUCCCUGCAUGCAUCGAUGUCUGCUCCUGAGCUUGCAUCCAUGGUUGUCCCACCCGCUGCUUAUGCUCCCUCCGCUGCUUUUCCUGCUCUCGCCCCAGCUCCCUCGCGCUUUCAAAAGCAAUCAGGGGCAGGAGGAGCAGCAGGGGGGGGAGGACGAGGGGGAGCGGGAGCGGUGGGAGGCGGUGGGGAGUGGUCAUGCAGUGUGUGUACGCUGAUCAACUCUGCUAAAUCCGUCCGCUGCUCUGUCUGCGGCUCUCUCCCCCCCACCGCUCCCUCUGCACCAUCCCCUCUCCCUUCAUCCGCAGCACCUACACCUCCUCAACCCACUCCCCCUCGCCGCAUCAGCAGCACCACCAGCAUUGCAACCAGCGCAGCGGAAGCAGGCGGGGGAGCAGGGGAAGGGGGUGGCGCGGGGGGAGCGGGGCGGGGCAAGGGCAAGGGGCGGAAGAACAAGGGGGUGACGGUGCGACUGGGUGACGGGUCUGCUGCUGCGUUGUUUGCGCGCCUGGAUGGGACAGAACCUCAGGGAAAUCCCAGGAGUGCUUGGAAAAAAUAUAACCUUACCGUCGUCUCCCUCCCUACUUCCUUCCCCCCCUUCUUCCCCCUCUUCUCCCCCCCUUCUUCCCCCCCUUUCUCCCCCUCUGCCCAACACAUUGCGCAGCAGCAUGCAGGCAACAUGAAGCGCGCCGAGCGCAACAGGGCACUGCAGAUUCCCCCCUCCCAGUUUUUCAACUUCCCCUCAUUACGCGCGGAGGGUGGGAGGGGGAGAGGCAGGGGGGGGCGACAGGGGUACGAGGGCGGGGGAGGGGGACGAGGGGGAGGGCGCGGAGGGGGGUUCGGGGGCGGGAUGGGGGGGAUGGGGGGGGGAAUGGGGGCUGGUGUGAGUGAAGCAGCAGUGCUGGCAGCAAGUAUAGAGUCGGCUCAGUUGGAACGGGCUUUAAGGGAAUCAGUUGCUAUAGCAGGAACAGGAGAGUCUGCUGCUUCUACUGCUGCUGGAGGUCGGGAGGGGGAAGGGUCUUCUCAGCACAAGCAGCAGCAGCAGCAGUCACGGAGAAGAGGAGGGGGGCCUAGUGGUGUGCUACAGCCAGGCGCGUUUCCAAAGCUAGGGGAGGAGAGAGUGGUGAAGGAUAACUGGGAAGAGGAAUACGAGGAGAAGAAGCAGCAGCAGGACGAGAAAACUCCCUCCCAGCAGCAGCAGCCGCAGCCGCAGCAGCAGCAGAGCAGCAAGGAAAGCCGGCUGAAGCAACGAGUCGGGGACAUAUCCAGUGAGGAAAAAGAAGCGCUUCGUGCAGCAAACAAGGCCCUGAUAGAGGAUAUCAAAUCUGGGCUGGGCGGCGCGGGCAACGGCAGCGCUGGGUUCGAAGAUUUCAAGGAUAAGUCCAGUAAAUGGCGGGCAGGAGAGAUGCUGACUGUGGUGUACUACGCGCAUGUGUGCCGGCUUGGUUUGUCCCAUCUGGUGCCGCGGCUGGCGAUGCUUUGUCCGGAUGUGCCCAAGAGAGAGGAGCUUCAGAAGGUGCAUGCUGCCAGGCAGGCCGCAACUGGGGGGGCUGCAAGUGCAAGUGCUUCAAAUGCCUCUAGUGCGUCUCAUUCCGCUCAAGCCUCGUUGCAAAGCGCGUCGUUGCUAAAAGCGGAUGCUGGGCGCGGGAGCGGAGGGGGCGGGGGAGGGAAAGGAGAGGGGGAUGUGGGUGGGAGGGGGGCGAGGGGUGCACCUACACCUCCUCAACCCACUCCCCCUCGCCGCAUCAGCAGCACCACCAGCAUUGCAACCAGCGCAGCGGAAGCAGGCGGGGGAGCAGGGGAAGGGGGUGGCGCGGGGGGAGCGGGGCGGGGCAAGGGCAAGGGGCGGAAGAACAAGGGGGUGACGCAACACAUUGCGCAGCAGCAUGCAGGCAACAUGAAGCGCGCCGAGCGCAACAGGGCACUGCAGAUUCCCCCCUCCCAGUUUUUCAACUUCCCCUCAUUACGCGCGGAGGGUGGGAGGGGGAGAGGCAGGGGGGGGCGACAGGGGUACGAGGGCGGGGGAGGGGGACGAGGGGGAGGGCGCGGAGGGGGGUUCGGGGGCGGGAUGGGGGGGAUGGGGGGGGGAAUGGGGGCUGGUGUGAGUGAAGCAGCAGUGCUGGCAGCAAGUAUAGAGUCGGCUCAGUUGGAACGGGCUUUAAGGGAAUCAGUUGCUAUAGCAGGAACAGGAGAGUCUGCUGCUUCUACUGCUGCUGGAGGUCGGGAGGGGGAAGGGUCUUCUCAGCACAAGCAGCAGCAGCAGCAGUCACGGAGAAGAGGAGGGGGGCCUAGUGGUGUGCUACAGCCAGGCGCGUUUCCAAAGCUAGGGGAGGAGAGAGUGGUGAAGGAUAACUGGGAAGAGGAAUACGAGGAGAAGAAGCAGCAGCAGGACGAGAAAACUCCCUCCCAGCAGCAGCAGCCGCAGCCGCAGCAGCAGCAGAGCAGCAAGGAAAGCCGGCUGAAGCAACGAGUCGGGGACAUAUCCAGUGAGGAAAAAGAAGCGCUUCGUGCAGCAAACAAGGCCCUGAUAGAGGAUAUCAAAUCUGGGCUGGGCGGCGCGGGCAACGGCAGCGCUGGGUUCGAAGAUUUCAAGGAUAAGUCCAGUAAAUGGCGGGCAGGAGAGAUGCUGACUGUGGUGUACUACGCGCAUGUGUGCCGGCUUGGUUUGUCCCAUCUGGUGCCGCGGCUGGCGAUGCUUUGUCCGGAUGUGCCCAAGAGAGAGGAGCUUCAGAAGGUGCAUGCUGCCAGGCAGGCCGCAACUGGGGGGGCUGCAAGUGCAAGUGCUUCAAAUGCCUCUAGUGCGUCUCAUUCCGCUCAAGCCUCGUUGCAAAGCGCGUCGUUGCUAAAAGCGGAUGCUGGGCGCGGGAGCGGAGGGGGCGGGGGAGGGAAAGGAGAGGGGGAUGUGGGUGGGAGGGGGGCGAGGGGUGGUGGGGGCGGAGGAAGGGAAGGGAGGGAGCAUGAGAAGGGGGGAAAGGGUGCCGGGAAGGAGAAGCAGAAGCAGAAGGAGAAGGAAAAGGAGCAGGAGAGCAUGCAAGGGAUGGGAGACGAAGGGAAGAAGGAAUACAGAUCACGAGCAGCAUCGCUCUCUCACUCUCACUCCCUGCAUGCAUCGAUGUCUGCUCCUGAGCUUGCAUCCAUGGUUGUCCCACCCGCUGCUUAUGCUCCCUCCGCUGCUUUUCCUGCUCUCGCCCCAGCUCCCUCGCGCUUUCAAAAGCAAUCAGGGGCAGGAGGAGCAGCAGGGGGGGGAGGACGAGGGGGAGCGGGAGCGGUGGGAGGCGGUGGGGAGUGGUCAUGCAGUGUGUGUACGCUGAUCAACUCUGCUAAAUCCGUCCGCUGCUCUGUCUGCGGCUCUCUCCCCCCCACCGCUCCCUCUGCACCAUCCCCUCUCCCUUCAUCCGCAGCACCUACACCUCCUCAACCCACUCCCCCUCGCCGCAUCAGCAGCACCACCAGCAUUGCAACCAGCGCAGCGGAAGCAGGCGGGGGAGCAGGGGAAGGGGGGUGGCGCGGGGGGAGCGGGGCGGGGCAAGGGCAAGGGGCGGAAGAACAAGGGGGUGACGCAACACAUUGCGCAGCAGCAUGCAGGCAACAUGAAGCGCGCCGAGCGCAACAGGGCACUGCAGUUUUUCAACUUCCCCUCAUUACGCGCGGAGGGUGGGAGGGGGAGAGGCAGGGGGGGGCGACAGGGGUACGAGGGCGGGGGAGGGGGACGAGGGGGAGGGCGCGGAGGGGGGUUCGGGGGCGGGAUGGGGGGGAUGGGGGGGGGAAUGGGGCUGGUGUGAGUGAAGCAGCAGUGCUGGCAGCAAGUAUAGAGUCGGCUCAGUUGGAACGGGCUUUAAGGGAAUCAGUUGCUAUAGCAGGAACAGGAGAGUCUGCUGCUUCUACUGCUGCUGGAGGUCGGGAGGGGGAAGGGUCUUCUCAGCACAAGCAGCAGCAGCAGCAGUCACGGAGAAGAGGAGGGGGGCCUAGUGGUGUGCUACAGCCAGGCGCGUUUCCAAAGCUAGGGGAGGAGAGAGUGGUGAAGGAUAACUGGGAAGAGGAAUACGAGGAGAAGAAGCAGCAGCAGGACGAGAAAACUCCCUCCCAGCAGCAGCAGCCGCAGCCGCAGCAGCAGCAGAGCAGCAAGGAAAGCCGGCUGAAGCAACGAGUCGGGGACAUAUCCAGUGAGGAAAAAGAAGCGCUUCGUGCAGCAAACAAGGCCCUGAUAGAGGAUAUCAAAUCUGGGCUGGGCGGCGCGGGCAACGGCAGCGCUGGGUUCGAAGAUUUCAAGGAUAAGUCCAGUAAAUGGCGGGCAGGAGAGAUGCUGACUGUGGUGUACUACGCGCAUGUGUGCCGGCUUGGUUUGUCCCAUCUGGUGCCGCGGCUGGCGAUGCUUUGUCCGGAUGUGCCCAAGAGAGAGGAGCUUCAGAAGGUGCAUGCUGCCAGGCAGGCCGCAACUGGGGGGCUGCAAGUGCAAGUGCUUCAAAUGCCUCUACUUGCAUCCAUGGUUGUCCCACCCGCUGCUUAUGCUCCCUCCGCUGCUUUUCCUGCUCUCGCCCCAGCUCCCUCGCGCUUUCAAAAGCAAUCAGGGGCAGGAGGAGCAGCAGGGGGGGGAGGACGAGGGGGAGCGGGAGCGGUGGGAGGCGGUGGGGAGUGGUCAUGCAGUGUGUGUACGCUGAUCAACUCUGCUAAAUCCGUCCGCUGCUCUGUCUGCGGCUCUCUCCCCCCCACCGCUCCCUCUGCACCAUCCCCUCUCCCUUCAUCCGCAGCACCUACACCUCCUCAACCCACUCCCCCUCGCCGCAUCAGCAGCACCACCAGCAUUGCAACCAGCGCAGCGGAAGCAGGCGGGGGAGCAGGGGAAGGGGGUGGCGCGGGGGGAGCGGGGCGGGGCAAGGGCAAGGGGCGGAAGAACAAGGGGGUGACGGUGCGACUGGGUGACGGGUCUGCUGCUGCGUUGUUUGCGCGCCUGGAUGGGACAGAACCUCAGGGAAAUCCCAGUUCCUGGGCUGAUGCCGCUGGUCGGCGUUGA